Messenger RNA from Hevea brasiliensis (rubber tree), 750 nucleotides. RefSeq lists its product as uncharacterized. The record is from RefSeq and is a predicted model, not a curated record. The transcript has 4 exons. NCBI's taxonomy places the organism in Eukaryota, Viridiplantae, Streptophyta, Magnoliopsida, Malpighiales, Euphorbiaceae. Bases 1 to 750 code for a protein of 249 amino acids.
AUGAACCCCAAAGAGCAUUACAAAGCAAUUACAUUGACGAGUGGGAGGACAUUGCAGGAACAAAAACCAGAAGCAAAACAAAAGCAGAAGGGAGAAACUUCUGAAAAUUUUGACAGCCAAGAAGAGGAGGAAGAGAAGUUCCAAAAAGCCAAAUUAGACAAGCAGUUUAGAAAAUUUUUAAAAGUUUUACAGAAACUUUACAUAAACAUUCCUUUUGUAGAAGCACUAUCUCAAAUGCCAUCCUAUGAAAAAUUUUUAAAGGAAAUUCUUUCUAAGAAAAGAAGGUUGGAAGACUAUGAGACAGUUGCUUUAACAGAGGAAUCUAGUGUGAGCCUGAUACCCUUAUCUAUAUGUCAAAAGUUGAAUAUUGGAGAAUUGAGAUCAACUACUAUAUCAUUACAAUUAGCAGAUAGGUCUGUCAAGUAUUCAGUUGGCAUCUUAGAGAACAUCCCUAUCAAAGUGAGUAAAUUUUUCAUUCCUAUAGAUUUUGUUGUCCUGAAAAUGGAGGAAGAUGCCCAAAUUCCCAUAAUAUUGGGAAGGCCUUUCUUGGUAACCGCUGGAAAAAUUAUAGAUGUCAAAAAAUGGGUGGUUAACUCUCAAAACAAUCUAAUAGAGGAAGAAUUUCGAAAAAGAUAUCCCGAAGAUCCUCUUGAAGCUUGCAUAAUGCACAGCCACACAGUAGAGGAUGAAAACAAAGAAAUUGCAGCAUAUGCACAAUCUUUUGAAGCUAACCCACCUCUACCUUUGUAA